AUGGUUCUAAUUCUCAAUGAUACUGCUCUGCCUCACCCGGAUGAGAUGCUUAUUUCUCACCUCCUUCAGCAUUUCAAGGUGGUCCAUCGAAGUGUUGUUCAAGGCAACAUGGCCAAUAUGGACAACCCUCUUGAGUACCAUACCUGUAUCAUGGAGGCCACAGAAGUCUUGCUAUCCAUCCCCAAUCUUACCCUCUCGUUUGGGUCUGAAUUGUUUGCGAUGUAUCUGGAUUUAUUUGCACUCUGGCUAUCCUUCCUCGAGGAUGAUAUGUCUGAACACCUUACUCCAGCUGCAAUCUCCUUGAUGGAGUUCAUGACUCAAGACAGUUCAACGACAUAUCCCUUGCUACUCAAUAGAUCAUUUUGCUUUCCCAUGUUAUGGUCAUCCAUGCUUUUUUUCCCACAUAAUUGUUCAGCCACUGCCACCUGCCCCUCUCACCCCACGACCACCUGCUUGCCCUCCUCACCCUCUGCCUCUCGCCCCUACCAACAGCCUUCAAGGACACCGAAUGACGCCAAACACGGAGCACCGCCUGCCUCUCACCUUCCGCCACCACCAUCCCCUCCUCUCGCCCCUCCGACACCAUCUGGAGGGGUCCAGAUGAUGGCGGUUGUGAAAGAGGAAGGGGCCCAGCAAAUUUUGCAAGUGUUUGUCCCACACCCCUGGGGGCCAUCCCACUGGUGCACAAACUGCCCCGAACUGCGACGCUCGGGGUUGUUCAGGGUCCUACUCACCCUGCCACCCCCCUCGCCCUCCUCACCCUCCGCCACCCCUUCUCGCCAUCCAACACCCCCAGGGGCUGUCCAACAACGCCCCUGGUGCAUGAAUGGCCCCGAACUGCGACGUUCGGGGACAUUCAGGGCAGCCAUGUAA
Molecule: messenger RNA, 873 nt
Organism: Cyclocybe aegerita
Lineage: Eukaryota; Fungi; Basidiomycota; Agaricomycetes; Agaricales; Hemipholiotaceae
Source: the annotation of a GenBank genome assembly